This is a messenger RNA of Megalops cyprinoides (Indo-Pacific tarpon), 3845 nucleotides long. RefSeq names its product sorting nexin-13-like. The coding region runs from base 134 to 2995 and encodes 953 amino acids. Gene Ontology annotation, biological process: positive regulation of GTPase activity. The record is from RefSeq and is a predicted model, not a curated record. Gene Ontology annotation, cellular component: early endosome. NCBI's taxonomy places the organism in Eukaryota, Metazoa, Chordata, Actinopteri, Elopiformes, Megalopidae. Gene Ontology annotation, molecular function: phosphatidylinositol binding. The transcript is spliced from 26 exons.
ACAUGGCGACUUUCCGGAUAGAGCGCAGAGGCUGGAAAUAUACCAGUUUUUAAACAAGAAAUUAGCAGAACUGACUUUUUUACACAAUGUGGCGGGGUUAGCGCAAGCGACUCUCGCCCCUGCGGUUUUAAAAAUGCUGACGGAGGGGAAUCUGUCCGUUUGGGGUUGGGGGGCGGCGGGGGCCAUCCUCUUCCUGCUGACCUUCGGACCCUUUGCCCUGUUUUACCUGGCAUUUUACCUCCUCUGCUUUGCUGGAGGGGGGUUUGCUGUUGUGCUUUUAUUCGGAAAGACGAACUCGGAGAAACACCUGGAGAAAUGCGAGCACUCGUUCCUCCCGCAAACACACACCGGCAUCCUGAAGACGCUGGAGGAGAUGAAGCUGGAGAUAAAGCCCAUCCGGAUUGACAGGAGAUUGACAGGGUCCAGCUACAUCGACGAGCCUCUGCAGCAGGUGAUCCAGUUUGCGCUGAGGGAUUAUAUCCAGUACUGGUACUACACCCUGAGCGACGACGAGUCCUUCCUGCUGGAGAUACGGCAGACAGUGCAGAAUGCUCUCGUACAGUUUUCCACCAGGUCUAAAGAGGUGGACUGGCAGCCCUACUUCACCACCCGGCUGGUGGACGACUUCGCCACCCACCUGCGUGUCUUCAGAAAGGCCCAGGAGAGGCUCAGCGAGAGGGAGGAUCCCAAACAACGAGAGGCCCCUGAAGAGCUCCUGGACGCCUUCUUCGAGGCGGAGGUGGAAAUGGAGAGGAAGAUUUGCCGGGAUGUGGUGUGCACCUCCCCCAAAGACGAAGAGGGGUUCUUGCGAGAUCUGUGUGAGGUGCUGCUCUACCUGCUCCUGCCUCCAGGAGACUUCCACAACAAGAACAUGCGAUACUUCGUGAGGGAGGUUCUGGCCAGAGGAGUUCUGCUGCCUCUCAUCAGCCAGCUGAGCGACCCGGACUACAUCAACCAGUUCGCCAUAUGGAUGAUCCGAGACUCCAGCUGUAACUACGAGGCCUUCAUGAGCAUACUGAGGCUGACAGAGAGGCCGGCCGAGCUGGAGGCUGUCAGAGACAAAGUGCUGGAGGAGCUGCAGUACCUGCGCUCUCUGGAUACUGCCGGAGAUGACAUCAAUGUGAUCAAGAAUCAGAUCAACAGCUUGCUGUUUGUGAAGAAAGUAUGUGAGUCCCGCAUCCAGAGGCUGCAGUCCGGGAAGGAGGUGGAUACUCUGAAACUGGCGGCUAACUUCGGGAAGCUCUGCGUCAUCCCACUGGAACACAUCCUGGUCCACAACAUCGCCCUGCACUUCUUCAUGGACUACAUGCAGCAGAUGGGGGGGCAGGCGGACCUGUUCUUCUGGCUGACGGUGGAGGGGUACCGUGUGACUGCGCAGCAGCAGCUGCAGGUCCUGCAGGGCUGGCAGCGAGAUGGCAAGAAGCAGAGCAGCCAGACCAAGGGCCUGCUGAAGGCCGCCGCCCUGGGCGUGUACGAGCAGUACCUGUCCGAAAAGGCCUCGCCCAGAGUGCAGGUGGACCAGGCGUCCGUGGAGAGGCUGGCAGAGAAGCUGAACCACGAGGACCCAACGCCAGAGAUAUUCGAUGACAUCCAGCGCAAGGUGUUUGACAUGAUGCUGCGCGAGGAGCGGUUCUACCCGGGUUUCCGGCAGCACCCGCUGUAUGUGCGCAUGCUGGCUGAGCUGGACAUGCUGAAGGAGCCCAGCUACCGCGGCUCCGACGACGGAGACGCAGAGUCUUUCAACGGGUCUCCAACAGGAAGCAUAAAUUUGUCCCUGGACGACCUCUCCAACGCCAGCACUGAUGAGAUGCAGCUGAGCGCCUUCAUCUCUGACACUGGUGUGUGUAAUGACCAUGGGAAGACGUAUGCACUCUACGCCAUCACCGUGUUCCGGAAGAAUCCGGACGGCAGCGAGGACUGCUGGAAGACCUACCGUCGCUAUAGCGACUUCCACGACUUCCACAUGCGUAUCACAGAGCAGUUUGAAAACCUCAGCACCAUCCUGAAGCUCCCGGGGAAAAAAACCUUCAACAACAUGGACAGAGACUUCCUGGAGAAAAGGAAAAAAGACCUCAACGCCUACCUGCAGCUGCUGUUGAACCCUGAGAUGGUGAAGGCGUGUCCCUCACUGACUCCCUACAUAAACGACUUCCUGGAGAACAAGGCCUACAGCAAAGGGAAGGGCGACUUUGCGCGCAAGAUGGACACCUUCGUUAACCCUUUGCGGUCCUCCAUGCGGAACGUGUCCAAUGCUGUGAAGAACCUGCCGGACAGCCUGGCAGAGGGAAUGACCAAAGUGUCUGACAACAUGGGCAAGAUGUCCGAGAGGCUGAGCCAGGACAUCAGGCAGUCCAUAUUCAAGGUGCCACCUCUCAUCCCCAAGUCAGACAUUGACCCAGAACACUGCCGCGUAUCUGCACAGCUGGAUGAUAACGUGGAUGAUAACAUUCCUCUGCGGGUCAUGCUGCUGCUGAUGGACGAGGUGUUCGACCUGAAGGAGAGGAACCAGUGGCUCCGCAGGAACAUUAAAAACCUGCUGCAGCAGCUGAUCCGAGCCACGUACGGAGACACCAUCAACAGGAAAAUCGUGGAUCAUGUGGACUUCCUGACAGCACCUGAGCAGGUGGCAGACUACGUAAAGCGCUUCAGGGAUUCCUUUUGGCCCAAUGGGAUUCUGGCAGAGACUCCGCCCCGCAGAGACACACACAUCCGCAUGAGAACCAGAGUCGCUGCCAAAACCAGCCUGCUGGGAGUGAUGCCAGACGAGUUGAAGCACAUCAUCGGGGCGGAUACGACGCGGAAGGGGAUUCUGCGGGUGUUUGACAUGUUCCAGCACCAGCAGCUGAACCGGCGGCUGGCGUACGUCUUCUUGGAGGGUUUCCUGGAGACCAUGUUCCCACAGUGCAAGUUCCCUGAGCUCUUCGUCAAGCUGCACUCUCGCUCCACGCGCACACACAGAUACUCACACAAACCGAAGGCCUCGCACAAGAGGUGACACCCCCGAACUGCGGCACGCCAACAGCACACCCCCGCGGAGGGGCAGAGGCCCCGCCCUUCCCAGAGCCCCGCCCCGUGUCCCGCCCCUGUCCCUGCGGCUCGGCUGUGCUCAGCUGUAACGUCCCCAGGGACAGCAGACGGUACGCUCUGAAACGCAGGAGGUACAGAGAGGGGAACACCUGACCUCAGGCCUGGGGGAGUGGCGGGGUGGGGGCCCAUCUGACCUGCUCUGUUCCUUUCAAACGCAGCCUAAUUCACAACAGACAGACACUACCACAGAGGAGCAGCCAAUCACAGCUGACCCUGCUCAGAGCAGACACUGCCCGCUCGGCCACGCCCACAGAGAACCACAGCUCCACCGCAGGUCGCUGUGGCAACCAGGAGCUGCGUCCGAGCCAGAAGAAAGCAGAACUGUGUUUCAGAUCGCUCCCGUGAGGGUGGGGGGCGAGCUCACCAAAGCCCUCGUUAGUGACUGGAAUGUGUGAGUGUGUGUGUGUGGGUCUGACCGCAGGAGGUGAGUGUUUUCUGGAAGCAUACAGAGAUAUGCUGCGGAGAAUGUAUCUGUCUGAGCGGCCGCAUGCGCUUCUCAGAGUUUUAUCCCGCCGUGUCGUGUGAAGCAGGUUUUCAGAGACGUUUGUAGCACUAAACUGCAGCCCUCAGUGAGGAAAGUGUGCCACUGGAAGAGGUAGAAGCAGCCUUAACACUAGACACAUCCUGCAAGUAACCUCCCUCAGAGACUGACUGCAUCUGUAGGAAAAACUGAUGUUGAAAAAUAUCCAAAUCUGAUCAUAUUUUCUUCAUAGAAUAUGUAAUUUUGUGCAAUAUUUUUUUUCUUUAAUGCAUGUGUA